This is a messenger RNA of Ceratina calcarata, 4307 nucleotides long. It is a transcript of the gene CAH1, whose product is annotated as carbonic anhydrase 1. Gene Ontology annotation, molecular function: zinc ion binding; carbonate dehydratase activity. NCBI's taxonomy places the organism in Eukaryota, Metazoa, Arthropoda, Insecta, Hymenoptera, Apidae. Gene Ontology annotation, cellular component: cytoplasm. The transcript is spliced from 7 exons. The coding region runs from base 419 to 1240 and encodes 273 amino acids. The record is from RefSeq and is a predicted model, not a curated record.
GCGGCCGGCCGGCGUUGCAUUCGCGGACGAUCCAGAGAGGUGAAUCACCUUUUCGUUUCCAGUUUUACUCAUCAACGUGCAAGUCUCUCGAGCCCGUUACACGCGCCGUCACAUCCACUCCCUACGGCUCGUUGUGUUGUCAAUUUAAAUAACGAGGGGAUCAUUCGAAAGUUAGCCGCGCUCGUUUGCCGCUCGUUCUCCUUCGAGUUCGGAUCGACCCCGUGACGAGGUCCAUCGGCUAGUUAAGUCGGUAACCGGUUAAUUAUUCGGAGUCGGUAGACGCAAAUAGAAGUAGAGAGUGACCUGUUGGACCCAAACGAGAUUCGAAUCGCGGUCAAGACGAAGAGUAAACUGUACUCGGAUCUGAACUACGCUGACUUGAAUUUCAUCUAAGGCGAUCGUGUCUUCGUUCAUCGAGAUGGCCGACCAGAACGAUUGGGACUACUCCGCCCAAAAUGGACCCAGCACGUGGGUGUCGAAAUUCCCAAUGGCUGGAGGAUCCAGGCAGAGUCCGGUGAACAUCGAGACAGAACGGGUUGAAUCCGAUCACGAAGCUCUGAGCAGCAAACAAUUGCGUUGGAAAUAUCCGGCUACGGCUUCCCGGAGUCUCGUUAAUCCGGGCUACUGUUGGCGAAUGGACACCGACGGCGAGGGGACUUUUUUGAGCGGUGGCCCAUUGGUGGACGACGUUUACAAAUUGGAGCAGUACCACUGUCACUGGGGCUGCAGUGAUUCCAGGGGCUCGGAGCACACGGUUAAUGGACAAGCUUUCGCAGGGGAGCUACAUUUGGUGCACUGGAACACGAGCAAGUACAACACCUUCGCGGAAGCCGCGAAAGCACCCGAUGGCCUUGCGGUUCUCGGAGUAUUUCUCAAGGUGGGUAAGACGCACGAGGAAAUGGAGAAGAUUGCCCGUCUGUUACCAUACGUGUCACACAAGGGCGAAGUCGUAGAAAUUACGGAACCGAUCGAUCCCAGCAAGCUACUUCCCGAUGAUAACGGUUACUGGACGUACUUGGGAUCGUUGACGACGCCUCCUUGCAACGAGAGCGUCACGUGGAUCUUGUUCAAGAAAUGCAUUGAAGUGUCCCAUCAUCAAUUGAACAUCUUCCGUAAUUUGCGGAAAUUCUCCCGGGGCGAAGAGUGUCCUUGCCAUGAAAAUCAUGGAGCGGUAAUCAACAACUUCCGUCCGCCGAUGCCGCUGGGCAAUCGCGUGCUACGCGAAUGCGGCAGCCUCUGAAACAUCGUACCCGUCGAUUUCGAUUCACUCUCGGGCGAAAAACGACGCUACAAAAGAGACGCGUGCGCCCGCCGUUCAUUCAUUGAUUCAUUAUACAUGAAUCAAUCGCGAUAGUUUCCCGGGGUUUUGAUCGAGGGAAAUAAUUCACCGUUCGUUAUCAAUCGCGGACCUUUUACUCUGCUAAGUGCCUUCUUCCGUUUGUCAAGUCCCGUACGGAACGCUGAGGAAGAGUGGCGAACGGGAAAUCCUCUGGAUAGGAAAUUGGGCUGCGGAACGGUUCAUUUUAUCCAAUAACACUAAAUCGAAAGAUACGGUAGAUUCGGAUUGAUCGGAGGAAUUAGAAAGUACUAUCUUUUAUAUUGAUUGACGAUUCUUCAUUUAAAUGAAAAACAAAAAUAAAGAGCUUCAUCGUAGGAAAAGAAGUUACGGAGAGUACAAAAGAGAAUGAUAGUACGGAUAAAAUAAAUUCGAAGGCGCCGUGACGCGGAACAUAAACGUGUUCGAAAAGUAGAAUUAUGCAUUACUAGACUGCGGAUUUUAUGCAUUUGAAAGUAAACGUGCAAAGAAUGUAAACACUGCAUGUGAUGUAUAGAAAUGUAGAGAAUAUCGAAGGCAGACUGCAUACUGCAAUAUUUAAAUGAUAAUAGAAACUGUUAUUUAAAUACACAUUUUUUAAACUAGAACCAUAAAUACUUUGCAUUAAAAUCUGCAGUCUAUGCAUUAAAUAUGAUCUGUUUGAAUAAAACGAGUCCCUACUUUUUAGGACGAUUGACGAUCCAAAGUGCAAUUAAUUAGAACCGAUACGGAAUAACUUCUGCUUGACCUAUUCCGUUUUUUAAAGUAGAAUGACUAUUUAGAAGACAGUUUUCAUCAUCGGAUAACAAAACGUGCCUAUACGUAUACAUAGAUAUUUACAAAAACUGAAGUAUAGUCGAAUCGCGAUGGAGGAUUUGUAAAACGUAUUCUAAACUCGAUAGUUCGAGGUUCUUAAAAUAGAUCCGUCCAUUAUUGGCAGAUCCCUGUGGGAUAUAUUACAUAAUUAUAAAAAUUAUUGUGUCAUUGGAUGCCAUACGAUGAAUAUUUUACAUGAUGACGUAUAUGUUAUACUGUAUACCAGGGGUUUCCAACGGGGUUGGUAUCGACUCCUUAGAGGUUGAUGACAUUUUCGAGGGACUCGAUGGUGAAAGCGUCGAUAACCGAAUAUGCACCGGCUAUUUGUCGGCAUAAUCGAGAUUCCAUUGAUUACAAGAACCAUUUAUUAAUCGAAUUGAUACUUAAUUGUGUAUUGAUAUAAAGCUAUAUCACGUAGUAAGGAAGAAAUCAUAUAAAAUAUAUAUGAGGGAAACAAUACACCAAAAUUAUUUAAUACGUUGUAAAGACUAAUAAUAUUUUAUAAAUAUAUAUACAUUUUUUUAUGUAAUAUAAAAAAGUAGAACACAUAUGAGGAAAUCUUAUACUGCGUGUAUUAUAGAGAAAACUAGUUGAUGAGAAGAAAACCAUUGUUUUAAAAGUCGAUGGAAGGAAAUCGUUGGAAAUCCCUGCUACAUACAAAAUCGUGUUGUUCAUAGAAAUUUGCAGUUCGUGCAUAGUUUUUAAAACGAGGCUGUCGAAUGGUUAAACAAAUUACUAUAGAAAAUUAUGAGUAACACGUUUAUAAUCUACUUAUUAUAAAAUUGAAGGAACAGAGUGCCGUGCCAGUUUACGAUAUCGUACAUUGGGCACGCGUUCAUGUAUUCGCUUGCUAUGUAAGUCAUUUUUUUAAAAGCACACCGAAUGGAAAACCGCUGAUUCGACGAAUCUCCGAUCGUGCACGCGACUAUACGUGCCUUUAUUACUUUAACCACUCGCGCUAAAUAACGCAAUUGUUAAUAAAUAACGUUUCGCACCCUACGAUCGUCGAUCAUUAUAUUCGAUCGCUUUCAGACGCGAAACGCUGUGAGACAUUAUCCUUCUUGCAUAUUGCAAUUAUUUUUUUAAACAGAUAACGUGUUGUUGCUUUUACGAUGAGGGUACCUCGUCUCGUUUUAUUAUUGUAGUUAGUAGGUUGAAAAGAGAGAAAUGAGAACGGUAUUCAAUUGACUUCCAAAUCUAUUUACAUAUGACAUUUCGUUCCAAUAUACAUAUACUAUUGUACAUUAUCCAGACAUUUAACUCGAUGUACCUUGUACGUUUAUUAAAACCUGACACUGUAUAGAAGUCGACAGACCACUUAUGUUUUAAUAUCAGUAGACAUCAGUCCGACUGUUAAUAACUUACUUUUAAUCUUCAUUUCUAUCACCUCGUUUAUUGAAACCUGACUUUGUAUAAAAAUCGACAGUAUGAGUAAUCUUAGUAUCAGUUUGAUCGUUGAUAAUUGUACAGAAAGUAGUUGCGUGCGUUGAUUUAAAACCGAAAUUUUGAUGAGUCAUACACGCGUUAUUCGAUUCGAUUCUCUGAUUAUGAUACAACUUGCGUGAUCGUGUUCAUCGAAGACCGUGAAAAUAAAUGCUGUCUUUGCAUAUAAAGUAAUGUUAGCAUUAAACGAUACGGUUAAAGCGCUGAAACUGUUAAACGUUCUUUCUCCCUCUGAAACGUGUGAUCCUAAUGUAUUAACUUUCUCGCAAUAAUAGAGAGAGUCGUUCAUACGUUUUGGCGAUGAUUAACUAAAUAUAAUCCGUGUUUCAUUUCUUCUUUUUGUAUUUAUUCUUGAACACGAGAGAGAACCGAUCUGUACAUGUAUGAUUCGUAGCAUUGACUGUGAUAAAUGAGACGUAAGAGAAGAGAAUAUGAUAAAUAAAUGAUCGCGAGGAAAUCUCGCGGUGAUUGUGUUUAAAUUGAACGAAUUGUAUGUUGAAACCUUUCCAAAAAUUGAUUACUUAACGUUAGGACUGACAUUGAGGGAAAAGGCCUCGCGUGCGUAGAACAGAAAAACACGCUGCACCUUUUUAAAUUAAAGGAAGAAGAACUGGUCGAUAACGAGAGGCAGGAUUGUACAGUAAAUAUCAAUUUAUUUAUUUCCCAAUUGGUUUUCAACACCACUACAGUGUAACAGUGAUAUUAAUAUACAGAUAAUCGGAUGAGCUUUGAA